ACCACCGAACAUCAUUGUUGUAUCUCACCUGCAAAAUGCAAAUUGCUGUGUAUAUCCCCACGCUAGGAAGGAAAGUUUAGCGGGUGGGAUUUUUAUUUAAAACAUGGAUGGCAUAAUAAACUUAAGUCCUAAAGCGAAAGGAAAGAAAAUUUUAGAGAAGAAGAGAAUACAAGGGCAUUUUGUUUCUCCAGUAAAAUUAUUGUGUUAUAUAAACUUAAAACUCAUGGUCUCUUUUUGCUUGCCGCUUGCUACGUGAAAAGCUCCCAAUAAAAUCAUCCAUCAAUUUUCCUAACACGUUCUCUUGCCAAACGAUUAAGCAUGGCUGACAAUGUUUCUGUUGAAGAGUUCUUGGCCACUGCAGUCGAUGCAGCAAAGAAAGCCGGCGAGAUAAUCCGUAAAGGGUUUUAUCAGACCAAGCAUGUGGAGCAUAAAGGCCAGGUCGAUUUGGUCACUGAGACCGAUAAGGCAUGUGAAGAUCUUGUGUUUAACCAUCUUAAGCUGCAUUACCCUUCUCACAAGUUUAUUGGGGAAGAAACUACCGCGGCUUACGGUACAUCAGAGCUUACGGAUGAGCCUACCUGGAUAGUUGAUCCUCUUGAUGGAACAACUAAUUUUGUCCACGGGUUUCCCUUUGUCUGUGUCUCCAUUGGUCUUACCCUUGGAAAGGUUCCUACAGUUGGUGUUGUUUACAAUCCAUUAAUGGAUGAGCUCUUUACCGGUAUACUUGGGAAAGGUGCUUUUCUCAAUGGAUCUCCUAUUAGAGUGUCAUCUCAAACAGAACUUGUGAAGUCUCUCCUUGCAACAGAGCCUGGAACAAAACGAGACACACCAACUGUGGAUGCUACUACAAAUAGAAUCAAUAACUUACUUUUCAAGGUGAGAUCAGUCCGGAUGAGCGGUUCAUGUGCAUUGAAUCUUUGUGGAAUUGCAUGCGGAAGGCUUGACCUGUUUUAUGAACUUGGAUACGGUGGUCCAUGGGAUGUCGCAGCUGGCGUUUUAAUGGUUAAAGAAGCUGGGGGCCUCGUGUAUGAGCCGUUUGGCAAAGAUUUCGACAUCACAGUUCCACAGGUCGCCGCUUCGAAUCCGUUCUUGAAAGAUGCAUUCCUUGAGGCUUUGCAGCAUUGAUAAUCUCCUCAUAGUCCUGAAAUUGCCUCUACUUGAUAUGAUAUAUCUUAGCUUAUUUUUGUUAUUGUUGUAAUUGGUCAAAGAUUCCUUUCAGGGAUAAAUGUGGGUUUAGAAACAUUAAUGAUUCUUGGAAUAGGCAUGGUCCUCCCUGACCGGUGGCAGACAGAUUAUUUUGUAGAAUCCAGUUGAUAUUAAAUCUCACAAGGUUGGCAGAUACAAUGAAGAAAAAGAAAAACAUUUUGGGGAAUCUACCAGCCCAAUUUAAUGAAAAA
Molecule: messenger RNA, 1397 nt
Organism: Gossypium raimondii (Peruvian cotton)
Lineage: Eukaryota; Viridiplantae; Streptophyta; Magnoliopsida; Malvales; Malvaceae
Product: inositol-phosphate phosphatase
Exons: 12
Coding region: 319-1125 (268 amino acids)
Biological process (GO): phosphatidylinositol phosphate biosynthetic process; signal transduction; inositol metabolic process
Molecular function (GO): inositol monophosphate 1-phosphatase activity
Source: RefSeq, a predicted model, not a curated record